This is a messenger RNA of Dermacentor andersoni, 1851 nucleotides long. NCBI's taxonomy places the organism in Eukaryota, Metazoa, Arthropoda, Arachnida, Ixodida, Ixodidae. The record is from RefSeq and is a predicted model, not a curated record.
AUGGCCCGCGAUGUCUCGACUGGCUUUGCGGAGUUCGGGCCGGGCGCCAUGUUGGCCGGCCUCCCCAGGUCGCGGCUUUCUGCCAUGCCGCCGAGCGCUAUCUUGAAGCCGCCGGGUCGAGGGAUAAGGGUGGCGGGAACCGCCAUCUUGCGCGCCCGGGCCAGGAAGGUGAUGGCCGGCGACGCCAUCUUGGCGUUGCGUCGAGAGGCGCUGAACAGACGAGCUGUUGAAGACUUGAAGUUCCCUGUCAACGUGCUCCACGCUUCGUCCGAUUUCUUCGGCUUGCUUGAGCGUGAGGGACGACCCUUCGUAGAGUCGACGAAGGCGAGCCGCAGCUCGCUGCCAGCGCGGCAGCCCACGGCGGUGUCGCCGCGGAUGAGUCCGUCUCUGGAGGUGCCGUCGUCGUCGCCGCCGUUCAACGCCGCCAUGGACGCGCUGCGAAGGUUGAAGCAUGCGGCCAAGGGCGCCACGCCUGUCACCGACCAGGACAGCGUGCUGCCGUGCGGCCACCACGCCCGGGCCAUGAUGCUCGCGUGCUCCAGCGCCCUGGCCGCCGGCAUGGCGCUCGGUUUUGCCUCGGCCGCCAUGCCCGCCAUCGAGAACCGUUACCGGCACGACUUGCCGCACGGGCCUCCCGACAACCGCUGGAUUGCCGACAGCCUCUUCCUGGGGGCCACCGUGGGCGCUCUGCUCUCGGGCUUUCUGCUGUACCUGGUGGGUCACCGAAGGACCCUGCUGCUUUGUUCGUGUGGCCUAAUCAGCUUCUGUGUUUGCUUGAUGGUGUCCAACAAGGUCAGCAUGAUAAUGGUCAGCCGGGUGGCUUGCGGCAUUGUCGUGGGCGUUGUCACCAACUGUGUCUGCCUUUACGUCGCCGACGUCGCACCUCCGGCUAAGAGAACGAUCUACGGAGGCCUCAUUGAGGUGGCCAUGAGCGCAGGCGUGCUGGGUGCUUACACCUUAGCAGGUUUCGCCUGGCAGCAACAGGCGGCUGGUUGCGCGAUGGCGUCGAUGCCCGUACUGGCGCUGCACCACUACGUGGUCGAGAAUCCGCGGUGGCUGAUGUCCAAGGGUAUCUCGCUGGACGCCGACACAGCCGUGAUGCGUCUGUACGGUGUCGACCCUCCCCCCGACUUCCGUGACCGCAAGGCCGAAGGCGUCCAGGAGCAGCAGAUGAGCGCCACUUCCAAGCGCGUGUGGCCCAAACAUGCGAGUAUGGUCUCCACGUGCUUACUGCUGCACCUCCUUCAGAACAUCUCGGGCGCCCAACUUUGCCUGCUGCGUGCUAUUCAGGUGAUGGGCACCGCGAUGGCAGAAAUACCGCCGCAGCUACUGGCCGCAGUUUUGGUGGCCGUGCACCUCGCUUGUGCCAGCCUCGCCGCCGCUUUGACGAAGGCCGCUAGUCGCCGCACUCUGCUGGCAGCGUCUGCCUUCGCGGUUGCAGGCGUUGUCUUCAUUUUCCGGCCCCUGGAGCACCUAGCCUUCACCCACUGGUAUAUGCAUGAAAAGUCCCACACGACGAGCUGGGGUGCCGUGCUCUCGGUCGGGCUGCUGGUGCUGGCAUACUCGGUGGGCCUGUGCCACCUCCCGGCCUUGCUGACCGGCGAGCUCAUGCCUUCGAAGAUACGUCUGCUGGGCUCCUCUGUCGUCUGGUCGUCGCGCUGGCUCGUGACCUUUCUGCUGCUGCACUUCGACGUCGACGUGCUCGCCGUUUUGCAGCAGAGGGGACCGCUGCUAGCGCUAAGCCUCACCAUAGUAGUCGUCGCCACAACCGCCGUACUCCUGAUACCCGAAACCGAAGGCCAAACGCUAGCACAGAUUGAACGUGGGCAGCUGACCCAUGUACAAGCAUAA